AUGAGUUAUAUCCAGGAAAGGUACUACUUUGUAGUGCAUGUAAUUGCAGUUGAUCAAUGAGGUUUCAAACAAAAUGUUAGCAGCUGCAGCUGGGCAGUCUAGAGGAGAAAGAAAAUAAACCCCAUCGCUUUGAAGAAAAUAGCACGUUCAAUAACACAGAAAUCAGUGCAGCAUAUUAGCUCGUGUCACGCGAAUAUUGGUAAUAAGUUUCGUCGUCUUGUCACGGUAGAGCAGUGAUACGAGCACUGCACCAGCUAUUUCGACACCCUCGCAUCCUCCUCUGUCUGAGUCCAGUUUCUCACAUUCUGAAGAUGAAGAAGCAGAACGUGAGAACGCUCUCUCUGAUCCUUUGCAUGUUUUCAUACCUGCUCGUGGGGGCAGCUGUAUUCGAUGCCCUGGAAUCUGAAUCUGAGAGCGCGAGGAAAAGGAUCCUGGAGCAGAAACGCAACGGAAUGAAGAAGAGGUACCGAUUCACCGACGAAGAUUAUCGAGAGAUCGAGAAAGUGGUUUUGCAAACUGAACCCCAUCGAGCUGGGAGGCAAUGGAAAUUCGCCGGCUCGUUUUACUUUGCAAUCACAGUAAUCACGACUAUAGGUUAUGGCCAUGCUGCACCUGGUACGGAUGCUGGGAAAGUAUUCUGCAUGUUCUAUGCGGUCCUGGGCAUCCCUCUAACCCUGGUCAUGUUCCAGAGUCUGGGUGAAAGAAUGAACACUUUUGUUCGGUAUCUGCUGUGGAAAAUCAAAGAGUGCCUCGGCAUGAGGAAGAAAGAGGUGUCCAUGGAGAACAUGGUGCUGGUUGGCUUUCUGUCCUGCAUCAGCACCCUGUGCAUUGGAGCAGCCGUGUUCUCUCACUUCGAAGGGUGGACCUUCUUCCACGCUUAUUACUACUGCUUCAUCACCCUCACCACUAUUGGCUUCGGGGACUUUGUGGCCCUUCAGAAGAAAGAAGACCUCCAGGAAAAGACCCCCUAUGUGGCCUUCAGCUUCAUGUACAUCCUGGUGGGGCUGACUGUCAUCGGGGCCUUCCUCAACUUGGUGGUUCUCCGUUUUCUGACCAUGAACUCGGAAGACGAGAGGAGGGAUGCAGAGGAGCAGGAGUCAAUGAAAAGAGAGCAGGGCAUGAUCACCCUUAGCAUGGGGGAAGACGGCAGGAGCCAAAGCACACUCUUCUUGCCCAUGGAAGAAGGGACGAGCCGCACCAACCUCAUCCCGCUGGCCAUGGACGACCAGGAAGACAUGCAGAGGCAGCGUCCUUCCAAAGCCAAGCCCCGGAUCGGCUCAUUAUGGUCCUGCAUGUGUUACCGUUAUCAGAACUGUGACAGCCCUGCCCCCUCGCACCACGAGCACAGCUCGGUGUACUUCAACUCCAUUUCCUACAAGGUCAAUGGUAUUUCUCUGAGUACACGAGACAACACAGCCUUGUCCUCCCCAGGAAGCAGACUAUCCCCCAACUGCUGCAGCAUGAGGGAGUACCUGAGAAACAGAAGAAAGUCUGUGUAGAUCAGAAGCACUUGAGCACAGCAUUUGUACACAUUUGAUAAUACCUUUUAUAAUGUGAAACUAUAAGGCAUAACCUGAAUACCUUGAAGAGAACAGUGUGAAAAAAACCCCCCAAAAAACCCCUAUAUAUAUAUAUAUU
Messenger RNA from Polyodon spathula (Mississippi paddlefish), 1638 nucleotides. Its product is annotated as potassium channel subfamily K member 15-like. The transcript has 2 exons. The coding region runs from base 312 to 1499 and encodes 395 amino acids. Gene Ontology annotation, molecular function: potassium ion leak channel activity. Gene Ontology annotation, biological process: stabilization of membrane potential; potassium ion transmembrane transport. Gene Ontology annotation, cellular component: membrane. The record is from RefSeq and is a predicted model, not a curated record. NCBI's taxonomy places the organism in Eukaryota, Metazoa, Chordata, Actinopteri, Acipenseriformes, Polyodontidae.